Chlamydomonas reinhardtii is the source of this 4248-nucleotide messenger RNA. RefSeq lists its product as uncharacterized. Gene Ontology annotation, molecular function: protein binding. The transcript has 4 exons. The coding region runs from base 596 to 3772 and encodes 1058 amino acids. The record is from RefSeq and is a predicted model, not a curated record. NCBI's taxonomy places the organism in Eukaryota, Viridiplantae, Chlorophyta, Chlorophyceae, Chlamydomonadales, Chlamydomonadaceae.
AUUAAUUUCAUCUGGGCAACUCGAAUUAGUAAUAUAUGUUGUUUGAGAAGGUCGUCACGCUGGUGUUAUGGGACCCGACCUGUCAAAUUCCGGAAGGGCCGGGGGGGCGCAGAUGUGGUUGACCUCGGCUUUUUUCUGCUCGUUUCUCCUCAAAGCUGCAUACACAGAGCUUUGUGUUGUUGAUUAAGGAAGUUGUUGUUACUCCGACUCCAGUUGACUGCUGAUAGUUUCUUGACUGCUGCGAGUUUCUUGAAACGGGCCUUUAGCUGCUGCCGCAGUCUCAGUUGCCCACGCUCGUACUAAUUGAAUCUGUAGUUUCCCGAAGAAGAGGCUUGCUGCUAGGUGGAGGCGCAAGCGCACUAGGACCUCGGGCUGCAGCCUACUGGCAGGCCUUCUGAACGCCCCCGCACUUGCACGUCUUGUGGCGCGCAUACCGCGCGAGGCGUCGUUGACUGGGCCGCUGACCACACACUGUCAUUUCAAGCAUUUCGUGGGUGAAUCGCCUGGUGAAAUCGCCGAGCUGCGUGCACUUGGCCCAUAUCCACCGGCGCCGUGGACUCCAGGACCAUGAGCGCUUUGCUCGGGCUGUGAGCAAAUGACUCCAGAGGUGUCAGCGGCUGUGGGUGCCUCGCCGGCGGCCGGCCCACAGCAGCGUGCGCAGCAGCCCGCACCCAACUUGCCAGGUGUUCCUGAGGCGCUAGCGGACAAGGAAAAUGUAGUACGGCCCAACGAGGUGGCACUCCUGCAACGCCUCGCGCAGGCGGAAGCCAGCCGCGAGCAGCUCCUGGCCCAGCUGGCGGCGCGCGACCGCGAGCUCGCCGCCGCGCGCAAGCUCGCGCAACAGCCUGCCCCGCAGGCUGCCCCGCAAGCAGGCCGCAGCAUGCGCGACGCGACCCACAUCGCCGAGAUAACGGCGGCACUGGCAGCUGCCAACCACGGGCUCUGCUCCGUCACCAAGGCCGCGGAGCUGCAGCUGCACGCCGCCACCACCGAGGCGCGGCGCGCGCAGGCCAGCCUGGCAACUGCGCUGGAAGCCAACAUGGCCAACCUGGAAGCCACGCUCGCGGUUAAGAGGGACGCCAUGGCGCGGGUGGAGCGGGUGAUGGCGGAGGCGGAUGAGAAGCUGCGGAUGCAGGCGAUGCUGGCGCGCGAGCGGGAGCAUAUGCUGCUGCUGGAGGCGGGCCGGCUGCAGCAGGUGGCGGCGCAGUGGGAGGCGCGGGCGCGGAGCCUGGAGGCACGCAUGGUGAGCGCGGCAGCUGCAGCGGGUCCAGGAGCAGGGGUAGGGGCAGCGGCGGUCUCGCCAGCUGGCAACGUGGCGCAGGAUCAGCCGCGCGCCGGUCAGCUUCGGGUGCUCCUGCAGCCGCCGGCUGCGGCACAGGCGGCGGGUGGCAGUGCAGGCUUGGGCACUGCGGUAGAGCAGGGGCAGGAGGCCCAGCGGCAACAGCAGGAAGAGCAGCCGUCUCAAGGGGCGCCGAGGUGGAUGGCCUUCGGGCCUCCGCCCGUCGUCGUCCGGCUGGGGCGUGCCGACGGCCCCGGCGUUGCACAGGAGUGGAGCGCGGCGCCUCCACCGCCGCCGCCAGCUCCAGCAGACGCUUACGCGUGGGGAAGUACUGCUAAAGAUCGGCGCGGCGGUUGUGUGGCGUACGCCGGCGGCGCGCAAGUGGCUGAUGGGCCGUGGCCGGCUCCUCGGCCGCCCGCAGGGCAGCACUUCGGCAUGCCGGCGGACUGUAGCUCGCUGGACAUGCUGGCAGCGAUCGCAGCGGCGCUCAUACCCGUUGCAAAGCCGCGGAGUCGACCCCUGGCGCCGGUGCACGCCCCGCUCAAGCACGUGGCACCGCCACAACCUGCUGGCACUGACAGCCUACCAAAACGACGUCUCGGCCGGCCGCGGAAGAAUCCGCUGCCUCCCGAUGCCCGAGAUGGAGCGGCGAGGCCCGUCGCGGGGGUGCCGGAUGCCGACACCGCUGCGGCGGCUGGGGCUGCCACAGCAGCAGGGGCGGCGCGGGAAGGGGACAGUGCGGAGCAUCCGGUUGCGGCCUCUGGGCAGGUGCCUGUGGCGCAGGUAGCGCCGCCCGACCCGGCUGUCCCAUCGAAGAGAGGCCGGGGUCGCCCCCCGAAGAGAAAGCGGAAUGUGCGGCAGGUUCCCGCUGAUGUGGCUGCAGCUCUUGCGGCUGCAUAUGUGACAGGGCUUAACGCACAGGCGCCCGGCAGCAAUGGCGGUGUAGUAGCAGGGGCGGCCGUAGUGGCGGAUGGAUGCAGCCAGCAGGAGCAGGAGCCCCACAAGCGGGCGCGGCUGCACAAUGUCGAGAUGCACGUGACGGCACGGCAGAUUGCGAGAGCGCACACUUCUGGGCCGCGGUUGGGAUGUGUGCCGGGCCGUGCUGUAGGGCUGCCGGCCAGUACGUCAGCAGCCGCUGCCGGUGCCGAUGCGGCUUACCCGGGGCAGGAGCAGGCGGCACCGUGGCCAGCAGGCGCGCAUGCAGCGCAGGGCGCAGGCGGGCCUGGCUGCGGCGGCAAGGCUGACCAGGAGACGGCUUGCAUCACCAUCAGCAGUAGCAGCAGUGAGGAGGCUGGGGACGGCGGCGCAGGUGCGGCCGGCGAGGUUGUCGGGCCGCAGGCCGUACCUCCGCAGGUUCCCUGCGGGCAGGCCGGCAGCGCCACCAGCGACGGCGGCAGGAGCUGCAGCGGCAGCGGCGGCGCUGGCGGCAACAGCACGGACACGACCCCGUUCUCGCCGUCACAGGUGCUGGCGGACGUGAGCAGCGCGGAGGCGGCGCGGAAGCGGGCACGUGCGGCGGCGGCGUGUGUCGCGGCAGUAACAGCAGCACCGCCACCUGACCACGAGGACGCCUCGGGCGCUGGCGGCGUGGAGGAGCCGGCUGGCGUGGAGGCGGAGGCUGCCGGCCGGCCUUGCUGUGGUGCUGCGGCCACAGCCGGCCACGCUUCAACUUGCGCUAGCCGGGGCACGGCAGCAGCAGCAGCAGCAGCCACGGCGCCGGGGGCAGGAGGGGCUGCCGGCGCGUCAGCGCCUGCUGCGCCUACGCGACGAGUUCCAGGGCCCGCCGAAGCCGCCAGUGCUGGCACUAACGCCACCGGGCACGCGCGGUUGCCACCCGCCCCCGCCCCGGAACCCGCGGGCCCCCGCAAGGCCCACAUGGGGCUGGGCGCGGCGGAGGAGGUGAUGCGGCGGCUGUACCUGGGCGUGCUGGCGUCGGCGCGGGCGGUGCCGCAGGCGGCGGCGGCGUUCGAGACGCGCGCGGAGCUGGAGCAGCUGCCCGGCUUCGCGCAGUGCGUGGCGGCGCAGGACAUAAUGUUUUUCUCCCGCAUCGAAGCUCGCAUCGGCGGCCGCAAGGCUGGCUUCAGCCGCACCAGCCCGCUGCGCUACGCCAGCCCGGACGCCCUGCGCGCCGAUUUUGCGCGCAUCCUGGAUAACUGCCACGCCUACAACAGCCACUGCAGCAGCGGUGGCGGCUCCCCAGUCAAGGCCGCCGCCAAGGCGCUGCUCGGGCUGGCAGUGGCGGUGCUGGUGGCGGCGGACGCCGAGCUGGAGGCGGUGCGCGGCUCAGAGGACCUGGCGCACGCGCUGGCGGCCGUGGAGGCGAUGGAGCACAAGCUGGAGUGCCGUGAGUGCGGUAACUGGCGCCGCGUGCGCGGCUACGGCCCGUUCGUGCGCGUGCGUUGCGACUUCAUCUGCAGCAAGCUGCCGGGCCGCACCUGCCAGCAGCCGUGCGAUGUGUGCGGGGCCGCUGGUGGCUGCGAGUGCUUGGACUGAGUCAUGUGCGAAAGGGAGGGGGCAGGUUGCUUGCAGGGGGCCAUGGCAAGGGGUAGCGAAGAUGGACAAAGGCGCCGCUUUACCACGCACGUUAGGUAGUCCGGUUCGUGCGCGCUUGUGUAUUGCUGUGGCAUUGUUGUUGGUUGAGUGGGACUGCUAGUGGGACUGCUGAGUGGGAUGGGGUGUUUGUUGUUGCACGUGCUGCUGCUCAUGUUGCGGCGAGGGGGGUGCCUUGAGGCUUGCGGGUGCCGAAGAGACCCGCAAGGCUUUGCUUAACCCCACUCUACGGUGGUGGGACAAAGACAUGUAAUGGUAAAUGCUGUGCUGCGAACAUGGUGGUGGCUCGUAUGUGUGCAGGCGCAAACGUGCAUCGGCUGGAUUUAGUGCAGCGAGGUGGCUACAGCUGCGCGUGAUGCUAUCAACUUUCAGCAGGCCGCGUCGUCUCCUGUCCGGAGCCAUGCAUGGAAUUGGUCAGG